Pieris rapae (cabbage white) is the source of this 1021-nucleotide messenger RNA. Its product is annotated as juvenile hormone acid O-methyltransferase. NCBI's taxonomy places the organism in Eukaryota, Metazoa, Arthropoda, Insecta, Lepidoptera, Pieridae. The transcript is spliced from 4 exons. Bases 122 to 934 code for a protein of 270 amino acids. The record is from RefSeq and is a predicted model, not a curated record.
CAGCUCAACAUGACGCGACACAUAAAAGUGAAUUCGCCGCUUUCUGACGAUAAUAUCUCACCUUACUGCAAGAACGGUGCGCAGACGCUAUCAGAAUUUAGCCGAAAAGCACGCACGAACAAUGUUUAACGUCAAAUUGUACAAUAAAGCAACUGUUAUACCGAAGAACAUUACAAUGAAGUAUCUAGAAAAAUAUAAGAAUAUAAUGAAUUGGAAAAAGGACUCAAUGAUCCUAGACAUUGGCUGUGGCGAUGGGAGUUUGACAUCAAAAAUGUUCAAAGAAAUUAUUCCUACUUGCAAGACCAUGACAGGCUGUGACAUAAAUGAAGAUAUGAUACGGUUCGCAAAUGAACACUACGCUUCGGAACGUCUUAAUUUCACUACCCUUAACAUAGAGGGCAAACUGCCCGAUCAGCUAAGGGAACGUUUCCACCAUGCCAUUUCCUCUUUUGCUUUACACUGGUGUCCUCGACAAGAGAAUGCGUUCCAGAAUAUAUACGAUAUUCUUAGGGACCAAGGAAGUUGUUUCGCGGUUAUCGUAGAAAAAACAUCAUUAUACGAUGCAUACAGGGCCCUUGCUAAAGCCGGAAAAUGGAAGACAUGGGUAACUGACGUUGACAGAUAUAUAUCUCCAUACCAUGACAGUCAGGAUUCCCUUAAGGAAAUUCAACAAUUGUUAGGAAAAAUUGGAUUUACUAUAAAAAAAUUAGAACACGAGAUAAUAUUUCACAACUACGGAAAUCAAGAGAAUUUAAAAGAUGGAAUAAUGUCUCUGGUGCCUUUCAAAAUCCCGGAUCAGUUAAAUGAAGAUUUUUUUAUAGAUUUGAGCCAAGAAAUGCAUUUAAUUGAUGCUAAAAAGUACAAUAAUAAAAAAUCUACUAAAGAUUUUGUCUAUAACUUACAAAUACUCGUUUUAUAUGUUGAAAAAAACUAAAUAUGUCUGGAUUCGUUUCCUUAGCAAUUGAAAUGUAACAUUGAAAUAUAAAAUACAAUUAUUGAAAUACACAAGCAUACCUCUUUC